Poecilia reticulata (guppy) is the source of this 10884-nucleotide messenger RNA. NCBI's taxonomy places the organism in Eukaryota, Metazoa, Chordata, Actinopteri, Cyprinodontiformes, Poeciliidae. The record is from RefSeq and is a predicted model, not a curated record.
CAGAAAAUCAACGCCAUCGCCAACCGAUUCCUUCUGUUCACUAAUUGGCCAGAAUCUUGAGAAACCAAACUCAGUGGGACAAAUCCCAAAUGCUUCAUGAGAUAAAAACUGGUCCUAACAGUCCAGCCUUUCCCUUGGAGUUUGAGUCAGCGCUUACGAACACAUAAUCCAUAUACAUUUCAAUGGGAGAAGAAAACUCUGUGCAUAAACAUGUCACAUGUAUUAACAGUGUUUGUGUUCACUGUCUCUGUCCUCACACACAGCCAUUUGGGCCAGAAGGGCAUGCAUGCUUGCCACACUUUUCAGAUUUUUACUUUGAAAAACAAUUUUAAUACAAUAUCUCAUUUUUGUUCCACUUUGCAGAUCUAUUCUAAUUUAUCUUGGUUUACCAUAAAAUCUAUAAAAUACGUUGAAAUCUUCAGUUGUAACGCAACAUGGGUCAAAGUUCACAGGGUGAAAAUACUUGUGUAAAAUCAGAACAUGGUGCAUCACAGUGCAUGUUGCUGGUGGCUCAACUUCCAGACAGAACAUGAUGAUAAUCCUCAGUUUUACAGCAUUCAGGAACUCAAGACAAAAAAAAUAAAUAAAAAUAAUAUUUGACUUUCUAAUUACCAGCCAGAUGAACAGAUCAACAAAAAACAAGCCAGUUGCAACCUUUGGUUUAUUGACUGAUGCACUUGCAUAUUUCUUUACUGUACAGAAAACAAACGACAAAUUAUAACUGUCACCAAUAAUAGUUAGUUGAUUAAUCAACUAAUUAGUUUAUUUGUUUAUUUAUCAAAAGACCAAUGUAAGAAUGUAAGUGAAUAAGCUGUUUCCUGUAAAUUUACUUUAUCAGAAAAUUAUUAUAAAUUUGACAUCAAAUUAUUUUCCAAGAACAUGUCAUUUUGCGAUUAUUUAUUUACAAUUUCCUGUAUAUUAAAUGUUUUCCCUUUUUUAAGCAUUAAAUGUUUAGGAACUCUUUUCUGCGCGAAGCAGACAAACAGGAAACAGACAGAAGAAAGAAAGAAAGAAAGAAAGAAAAAAACCGCACAGAAACGUUCUGGUGGUUUGGUAUGAAUUCCAAAAACAUGGUUUCAUAUUUUGGAAGUUGCUCUGUUUUCCAAAACAAAAAAUAAAAUCUUUCUUCUUCCCCCAUGCGCUUCUUCUCGCCGCCUUCCUCUGCGCUGCAGAGCUGCAGUGAUGUCAGCCUGCCUGGGUCAUUUGAAGGUCAGCAGCCUCGGAAGGGUUCACCCAAAGUUCACUCGCAUACAUUAGGCAAUUCAAUCUUUCAUUCUCGGUGGCAAAACUAGUUGGAAAUGAGCAGCACUGGUGGGACGGAUAACCCAUUCGUCAUCGCGGAGGGGAACGGCUGCUUUUUAAACACCGUCCGUGAUUAUUUUCUGCUCUUAGAAUAAUAAAGAAGCUCCGCUCCGAGCAGGCGGCAGCGCGAGCGCUUCAGCCGAGAGCCGGGACGGGGCGACCCGCUGCGAACACGGCGGAGCGGCGCGGCGCGGCGCGGCGCGGCGCGGCGCGGCGCGGCGCUGGCUAUGGAGGAACCCCGGCCGMAGGKCCGCUGCAGCGCGCUGACUGCCCCCGGUGCCAGAGACCCGAGCAGGGGCAUCUAGGACGAGCUGCGGGACCAACGUAAUUCAUGAUUCCGCUGCGGGACGGAGGAGAAGAAGAGGAGAGAAAUCCGCUGCGCCGAGAAGAAGAAGAAGAAGAAGAAGAAGAGGGGGAGAAAAAAAGAGGAGGAGGGGUGAAGAAGAGGAGUUUGAUGGAGUUGUGUGCGCCUAUGCCGGCGAUUUUCCUGCAGAACGCACACGAGUGAGUGAACAAAGUGGUCAUGUUUGACUGCAUGGACAUGCUGGCCGUGAGUCCCGGGCAGAUGCUGGACUUCUACACGUCCAGCCCGUCGUCCUGCAUGCUGCAGGAGAAAGCUCUGAAAGCCUGCAUCAGCGGACUGGCGCACAGAGAGUGGCAGCACCGGCGGAGCGCACACUCCAUCGAAACGCAGAGCACCAGUUCUGAGGAGUUGGUCCCCAGCCCGCCAUCGCCGCCGCCUCCGCCCAGGGUCUACAAGCCCUGCUUCGUCUGCCAGGACAAAUCCUCUGGAUAUCACUAUGGAGUCAGUGCAUGUGAGGGCUGCAAGGGCUUUUUCCGUCGAAGCAUUCAGAAGAACAUGGUGUACACGUGUCACCGGGACAAGAACUGCAUCAUCAACAAAGUGACAAGGAACCGCUGCCAGUACUGUCGCCUGCAGAAGUGCUUCGCUGUGGGAAUGUCCAAAGAGUCUGUUCGGAAUGACCGGAAUAAGAAAAAGAAGGAAAGUCCGAAGCCAGAACUGGCAGAGAGCUAUGAGCUGACAGCGGAGCUGGAGACCAUCAUCGAGAAGAUCCGUAAGGCCCAUCAAGAAACCUUCCCCUCCCUUUGCCAGCUUGGCAAAUACACCACGAACUCGAGUGCAGACCACCGUGUGAGGCUGGACCUGGGCCUAUGGGACAAGUUCAGUGAGCUGGCCACCAAGUGCAUUAUCAAGAUCGUGGAGUUUGCCAAACGAGUGCCUGGCUUUACAGGGCUGACCAUCGCUGAUCAGAUCACACUUCUGAAAGCUGCCUGCCUGGACAUACUGUCAGACCGCCAGGAUCUGGAGGAGCCCUCCAAAGUGGAUCAGCUCCAGGAGCCACUGCUGGAGGCUCUGAAGAUCUACGUGAGGAAGCGCCGACCCAGCAAGCCACACAUGUUCCCCAAAACCCUGAUGAAGAUCACGGACCUGCGCAGCAUCAGCGCUAAAGGAGCCGAGCGAGUCAUCUCUCUGAAGAUGGAGAUUCCAGGUUCCAUGCCCCCUCUCAUCCAGGAGAUGCUGGAAAACUCAGAGGGUCAGGACGGUCAGAUCAGCAGCAGCGGCAGCAGCAGUAGCACGUCCACUGAGGCUGGGGCCAGUCCCAGCACCAAGGACAACGAGUCGCCAGAGUCCUCGGACCCCGACGAGGCCACGCCCCCUCCCCCCAGCUCCGAGCCCUAGGAGGCACCAGGUGUCUCUUGAACUCGUUCAGACAAUACUUUGCACAAAAAGAUCAGCUAACAAGGAGCUGACCCUCUAUAACCUCUUUAUUCCUUCUCUUUUGCUUGGUGUAACAUUAACUUUAAAUCCUUCUAUUUUUCUCUCCAAUUUACUCAAAAAUUUUUCUCCUCGAAAACAAAACAACACGGAGGCCUCAAAGGAUGAGUGCUCUGCGUUUGGCUGUGAGUGGAGCUGUAGUUUGGGGUCAGGACUCAGGAGGAGGGCCCUUGGGGGCCUCCCCAAACACCACAGAUGAUACUCCUCAGGUCUCCUGUGUAAAUUCGUACCUGCAUGACGGGAGUUUGAUAACGAUUUCUCUCUCUGUGUUUCUCCGUCAUCUCUGUCCAUCAGUCGUACUGCUGGCAUACACACACUGUACAUACCAUGGUAUGGUCAGGCCUCUGUUUGUAGGAUGAGUUUUGUGGUGCUUGUCCCAUCGUGUUGAUGAUUUUCAAGGUUUAAAGCAGAACUAAUUUUAAGUUCUUUUUUAAAAAAAAUAUCUAGAAUGUUAUUGCACAUAGAUAUGACUGAAGUCAGACAUUUUCCAUCUGUUUGUAUAUUUAAAACUGCUCUUUAGUCUUAGUGUGUGUUGUUCAUGAAUGAGUGUGCAUCCACACCGGCAGAAUGCAGCGCUUCCCUCCAUACCUGCAGCUGAGUCCGUUCAGCUGUUUCCUCAGGAAGGGAAGCAAACAGCAGAGGCUUUGAUACACACUCAUCAGACCGGCCAGGUCAGACCUGAGAGAGUAGAUUCUCACACACACUGAGACUGUCUGCCCAGUAAAACAACCGAGACAAGAGGCUAAAACUGUCCAUCAGUUUCUGACACAAUUCUUGCACUUUAUGUUUUGUUACUGACUUCACAAAAAAACAAAAUCUAUUUUUCUGUUAAGUUUUGACUUGUUGAAAAAGGUUGCUAACGAUUCCACGCUCUCUUUGAGAAAUAUAAUAGGAACAGAAAUGUUUUGCUAGCGCAGCAGCAGAGGCUCUUGUCAUUAGCAUCGGGGAAAUGCAAUUAAGGCAGCUAGCAUGGUUAGCAUUAGAAAUGAAGGCCUCUUUGUGUUCCAUUGGAAGUCAGACAUUAACUUUCUAAAAUCCUACAAUCAUUCCCAGACCCAACAUUUUCCUUAACAAUGACAACACAGGCUGGAAGAGAAAGAGGACACAGCCUUUGUUCAGCCUUCCUGUUAUCUGCUGGAAGUCUUGCUCUGUCUUAAAUCGUAAUAGAACUGCAGACUUGAUCCUACUAGAGCUGCAUUGAUUGCAGUCAUCUUUAAAAAUCCUCACCUACCGAUUCCGAUUUUGACCGAUACCAAUAUUUUUGUCUGAAAAGUCACUAAAUAUAGAGUCAACAGUCAACAGUAGGGCGAGUAUUGCUAACCGCUAAUGUCCACUGCAGAUGUGACGCCUUUGGCUGACAGUAGCUCAUCAGAUUGCCAGUCAUUUGAUUUAUGGACUAGACUGUUUAUUAGUUCACUUCUAGUCACUACAGCUCUGCCUGCUUCAUGUUUAUGCAGCUUCAUACAACUCUUCUGACUUAAUCUGAAACUAACUGACAAUGUUUGAGUCUUCUCCAAGUAGAAACAUCCACACCACACAGAGUACGGAUGGAUUUCUAACAGGCUGACCACAGCCAAUCAAUCUGAAGAUCAUCUGGUUCUGGUUACCAGCUGAUGUAUUGAUGAUUCUCUGGGAUAAAACCUUUCAUAUCAGGGCUGAAUGAUUCAACUAUGUUCACCUGGAAGGAUUCAGCUAUCUCAUCUGUAAAAAUGAGAUAACUUCUUUUUUCAUUGCAAAACAAACAAAUCAGGUGAGAUUUAGGACUAUUCCUAAUCUAGGUCAUUUUUCCAGCCAGAUCCAACCCAAAGCUCUGGUCUGCCUUCAUAGUAAAUAUUUCUGCCUCAGUGAUCAAACUGUUUUUUUCCCUUCCAUUCUGACAUCAGCCUGCAGCUGGUUUAUAUUUCCCAGAAUGAAGUCGGCCUAAUGAGUGUGUAUCUGCUGCUGUCGACGGCGCAGGAGCUCUGCUGUGGCCUUAUGAACAGAGCUCUGCAUCUCACCUUCCUCCUCCCUCAUAAAGUGUCUUGUUUGAACCAGUAAAACACGGGAGCAAUGCAAUCCUUAAACACACUAAACACCGGAACACCGGGCCUCCUGGGUCCGGAUGAUUGUAGCUAACACAGAAAGCACACUCUGGGGUGGGAUCUUUAGCUCCACUCCAAAUGUUUGCCUUGCUCUUCUGACCUGACUGUGUAAGCUUUACCUAACGAUGCAAAAGGAGAUUCCAGAUGACCUCUGACCCCUCCAGGCAGCCAGCUGAGUAAACGCUUCCUUCGGGAGGCGAAUCCAACUGAGCUGGUAUGGAGGUAUUAAGAGGUUCCUCUGAAACUAAAACAUGAUCCUGGAGAGCUGCCUUUCUCCACAGCCAAGGUCACAUGUGAAGCUGAACCAUAAGAGAAAAGACACUGUUAUGUCCUCCUGAAGGACCCAGACCCUCCACUGCCUCAGGGCCCAUCAGCUCUGAUGUGGUAAUCCAUGUCUCAGCACAGAUGACAUUUUUUAAUGCAUUAACUGAAAGCAAUACUUUUUCAUUUUGAAAAGAGUCAUAUUCACUUCUCUGUUGAUAGUAAAGUGACUGAAUCUUGUUUUAAAGUCUGUUUUGCUGGAGGAAACAUUUUUUAAGCAGAAUUUCCACUGAAGAACUAAAAGGUAAACAUCGGCUUUGCUGCAAAAUAUUAACAAGAAAGAAACUUCCACACUACCACGUCUCACCUGGCUACAGUUAAAGGAGAGGAUUGGAUUUUGGGAAGUGGGGUUAUGUUCAGAGAUUGUGGUGUUGGUUUGCAACCCAUGAGAAAAACAGACCGGAGCCAGCAGUGGUAGAGUACUCAAUACUUUUCUUUUUUCUUUAGUUCAGUUCAGUUCAGUAUACAGCGUGGCAUAUCAGGUCACAACAAGAAGAGCAAGAAUCUCCCUUUCACCUGAACCAUCUGGCUUUUAAAUGAUUGGCUCCCACCAGGACUAAUUGGAGGGGUGGAGACAUUCACAUUUUCAGACAGAAACAAACAAACAUUUGCACUAAACUAAUCCUAAACAAUGUCUACAGUUACAAUUAACUCAAACAAAAACUAUCUGGGCCCAAACAAAAUUCAAAAUACAUCUCUCCUCCCUCUUAGAAAAUGGAUUUUCCCAAUGAGGCUGAUUGGUAUCGCCAGGUCCUUGUCAGCACUGGGCGCGCUUCCAUGGCAACACAUGACCAGGUGACCUCAAAGAGAGAAGAGGAUUAAAACAAGUAAAUAAAUCAAAGUACUUCCCAAAACAAUACAUUUACACAAAUAAAUUAGAAUUUAUAAAACACAAAAACAGCACCUGUUAGGGAGGGGGCAAAUCCCUCACAUGUGGGUAGUAAAUAUCUCACCUGAAGUUGAUGGUUAUAUUAGCGCUUACCCUUCAGUGAAGCAGAGCUUCGUUUUAGAGCUAAACAGAGCUCGUCAAGUCUGACCAGGAGAUAAGUGCCUUCAAUCAACUCCAAUCUCUAAAUGUGACAGCAGUGCUGUCACAUUUACCACUUAGAAUAGAACAGACUUUGUUGAUCCUAAAAAGGGAAAUUGCUUAUUUGUUGACAAGUUACUCCAUCCAAAGUGUUAAAUAUUACACUUCAUAUGCUUAUAGUUAUACAGAUAUGACCAUAAGCAUCUAAAGUGUAAUAGUGUGAUAUUAUGAAACCAGUUUCAUAAUAUCACAGUAUGUAGAAUACUGGUAAAGAAAAAUACCACAGUUUCAUAGUAAUAAAAAUUUAAACCAGAAAAGCAAUAAUAACUCCUAUUGUUGCUUAAUCAAUCUAUGAUACUGAACACAAUGGAGCCCCAGUAUUGGUGGGGGUCAAGGACCAUGACCGCCCCAUCUGAACAUAACUGUUUAUCGUAAUAAGUUUUAGUUCCACUGGCAGAUUUCUUUCCAUUUAUAACAUGUUAUAAGUUUAAAAAUCUGCCAGUGGAACUAGAACAUUUUCAUCAAUACUAAGAAAUUAUUGAUUUUAACCAAGCUCUUAUAUCCUACCUAUUGUUUGUCAACGCUAACAUCACAAAGUAAUGUUAGCUUUGUAACAAAGUGAUGUUAGCUGGCUAACUAGCUGUAGCAGUGGAAGCUAGCCCACAGGCUCUUUAAAGCAGCAGUGCAUUUAAAGUAGUGACGACCAGUGCUUCUUUUUAAUCUUUUCAUGAUUGUAUUUUGUGAAACUGGAUGUACUUCCAAAUAGUUUGUUUACUUUGUUGUAAGGAAAAUUAUAGCAGCCUUUACCCAGUCAGCUAAUCAUCAAUGGAUGGAGGUGGAAAAGAUCUGGCCAUUUUCUCCUGCCUCCAGUUAGCUAAAAGCUGUAGCUAGCAUCUGUAAUCAUUACAAUGAAGACAUUAAAAGCUUUUUUCUAUUUGCUGGUCAGAACCUCUACAGAGCCCCACUUCAGAAGAUCUGAGCUAAUCCUUUAACUUUGUCUGCUUCAUUUUUAGUCCAGGGUGAUGGUUUACUCUUUAAAUACGAACAGGAUUUCAAAAUCCAAAUUGAACUAUGGAAGUGUUUUUUUUCACUGUUCUCCUUUACAUCCGCCUCUGCUGAUUCAUUCUUGUAUUUGAUGGGAAGCAGCAAAGCGAGUCGACUCUAAGGCAGCGACAGGUUCUGGGUCUCCAAGGCGCAUAACAAACAUCCAUCUGCAUUUCAUCCAUCCCGGUUCAGAAAUACAUAUCAUGAAGGAAGCCAGAGCAGUUUCAGCUUUUUGAUUCUUUUUUUUUUCUUCUACUUUUUUUUGCUUGUUUGAAUGUGAAUAAUAGCACGGAGUGUCAGAAGAAUGAUAUGCAGUGUUAAGGAGUACUUACACUUAUGUCUUUGAAACAGAGGGAAUUCUCUCUCUCUCUUUCUCUCUCCUGGUGAGAGAUGAAGGGAGAGGUGCUGGUUUUUGUGUUUGGCUAGUUUUUAUCUUCUGUAAGCUGGUAAACUUUCACAGCUGAAGAAUGUCCACAGCUGCCCCUGAAGCGUCAAGCGGCCCUGAGACAUUGGGACUGAUCGCCACUUCCUUUAGGACUCAACUCCACCGUCUGGAUUCCUCAUUCUGUUCUGCUGAAUGUCGUACUGCCGUAACUGUAAGACUCUACUAUCUAGCUCACUGCAGAGAUGUUAUAUAAAUGCUGUGUGCUUUGCAUUCCAAUUGGCAGCUCUGUGGGAAAAAACGCUCACUCAUCCUUGGAAACAAACUCUCACUGAAGAAAAGGAAGCAACUGGAACACGGUGAGCUGAUCUGAACGCAGGUGUGACGUGAAUGGGACAAAUGGAUCAACACUCAGUACCACUGAUAUGUUCCGUUUGUGGCACAGUUGCCUUAGGAUGUCAAUCGGCUGUCGUCAAACAAUCAACCCAAUCAGCUGGCAGCUGUUUGAUCAGAGGGUUACCUUCUGCAGGGCGUGGCCGAUGUGUGGCUAUCAGCAGAGUUCAUACCAGACAUCUCCUCCACACACAGUCACUUUAUCUUCCCCUCAGAAGUGGUCCUAUAGACGAUUGUUCAAACUUUUAAGUUUUGAGGCUGGCUGGUCACAAAAACCACAGAAUGUCAUUAAAAUAAUUUAUUUCAGUAACUGAAUUUAAAAUAAUGGAAGAUUGUAUUACAUUCAUUACACAUACAUACCCUAGCGUGUGUUUCUGUUCAUUUUGAUGAUGAAAACCCAAAAUCCAGUUUUCAGAACUAGAAUAUUACACAAGACCAAUAAAACAUAGUCUUUUAAUGUGAUAUGGAAUAGCCUACACCAUGAUGGGUGGUGUAGGCUGAUAGCUGUCCACCUUAUGGAGAGUGUUGACUGUCACCUGGAGGGUCAGGAGCUGGCUGUUCACAACAGGAAGGAGAAAAACAUGGCAGAAGUAGACAAUAUGCUGCUCAAGUACAAUGAAUGGCUGCAGCCUUGAAAGGAUUGCAAAACAAUGUUGAAGAGUUUGAAGUGCAGCAGGAGUCAGAGCCUCAGAGGCACCACACAUAGGAACGUCCAGUACAUGGACUACAACUCCCACAUUCCUGGUGUUAAAGUGCUCCUGAGCCAGAGACAGUAGAACAGUGGUGUCCAAAGUGGGUCCUGAAGGGCCGGCAUUCUGCAUGUUUUGGUUCUCAACCUUUUCAUCAUGAGAAUGUUCCACUUAGGCCUCUAACGAGCCAUCUUUUGAUCCAGGUGCAUUAAACCAGGGAGAGAACUAAAACAUGCAGGGUGCCGGGCCUCCAGGACCCACCUUGGGCUCCACUGCAGUAGAAAUAUCCGAUGGUAAAAAGAACUGGGCUGUUGCUCGGUGGUCCAGUGUCCGGUUAGCUAAAAGUAAAGUCUGCUUUUCAUUUGGAGGUCCAGGUCCGAGUCAGUGACGGUUUGCGUCUCCAUGUCAUCUAUCUGGUUCUGAUCCACCGGGCUUGAUCAGGUCAAAGAGCAGCCCUCUAGGUUUCCCUCUGCCUACAGGCUAUAUAGAGAUGCUGAUUUUCCCCCUGGAUCUGGUACCGACCCAACUGCCGACUGCCGAAAGUACCAGUACCUGCUUUAGUGACCAAAUAUUACCAGCAAACAGGCCCGACCUGAACACCAUGGUGUGUCUGUGGGGGAUGAGAGACACCAGAACCAACAGUACCAAACAGAACACUUCAGCAGACCCACAGGAUCAUCUCCUCCAUGCUACACUGCACUGAUUUAGGAGCUCAGACUGGAUCUGGAUUAGAAAGUCUUUUUUAUUGGUCUGAUGUAAUUAUCAUAUCUUUUUUUUUUUGUUUGUUUUGCUGCCGUCAUGAAAAUGAAUAGAAAACAACUUGGAAUCCAUCCUUAUGUGUGUUUUAUCUAUGUGGGUGAAUGUAUAUUCUUUUCAGUUCAGUGAAAAGCUUAAUCUCUAAUACAAAUUAAAUGUUUUAAAUCCAACUAAUUUUUUUUUGUGUAAUGGAACUGGAGCAAUGAAAUAAACCAUCUGGAUAUUGGAUGUUCUGUUGUCUUGAGGUGAACUUCCAUGGAAUCACUGCAUCCUGCCAUCAGUGGGCUGUUCCUGCUGCUGGCAGUCAUGAUGCUGCCACACUUUGCCACUCAGAGGGGCUCUACCUCACCACAGGAACGACCAGCAAAUGCCUCACCGACCAUAAGGUGUUGUAUACAUUACACAGGUCCUGGAAACAUUAACGUGAUGUUUCCAGGACCUGUUGACUGUCAAGUCUGUCACUGAGCAGCGACUUACCUGCAGGUCAGACAACCCUGUGACCCACAUGUCGGCCUCGCCUUGCACAGGAGCCAGUGGUCCUGACUCUGAGCUUCAGUAUCAUUCUAUAAAGCGGCACUGUGUAUGUAACUUGCAGAAACAAUGUUUUUCUCAUAUUUGUUAAAACUGUCUCCAUGUCGAGACAAUCAGCGACAAAAAUGGAGCUCCUCUGUCUCCUGCCUGUGGUCCCACUGCCAUCUGCAGAAAUACUGUCAGUAACAACCAAUCAGAGCUGUGAGGCGUGUAUUAGCGCUGUCAAGCACACUUAUGUACAUAUGGCUAAAUGUGCUAUUGAUAGAGAAACUACCUACUGUUACAGGAAACCUAUUUAUCUGCCACCAUCAGUGGCUGUUAACUACGCUAGCAUUCACAUCAGGCUCAGCAGUAAUGAGCGACGUAUUUCAGUAGACGGUUGCAGCGCCACAGGAUGGAGGCAGCCUUUUUAUUUUAUUUUUUACAGAUUAUCUGUCUCAUAAUACCAUUGUUUUAACAAGUCAGUAAAAAAAUAAAAACAUAUUGCUUGUAGCCGUUACAUACUGCAGCUUUAGCAGCAGCUCUGUGUUUGUCAAUCUUGAGGCUGUUCUUGAUAAACA